AUGAUUCAGUUUUUAGAAAAUGUUCGAGCGGGUAUAGUUGAACCACAUGCUCUGAUUAGGGCAGAAUCGACAAAGAGGUCAUAUAACCUUCAGUUGUGCAAACACAGAGACAUUGAAAGCGUUCAUACAGCUGGAGUCAAUGCAUUAGAUGUGGAUACAAUGGAAGGAAAGUACCUGCUGUCUGGGUCAGCAGAUGGAAGUCUUCACAUCCAUGACCUACAGAACUUUACAGGCUCUCCUCAUUUCACUUCCAAACUUAUCUGCAAGGUGGACAGAAACUUGCGAACAGCUCACCGGUAUAGUGUAGAAUGUGUGCAGUGGUAUCCAUUUGAUAGUGGACUUUUCAUAACUAGUGGAAUGGACAAGCAGCUAAAAAUUUGGGACACAAACUGCAUGAAACCUGCUGACACCUUCAGUUUUGAGGGCCGAGUGUUUCAGCACCACAUGUCACGUAUAGCUACCAGGAACUGUCUUGUUGCUGUUGCCAGUUCAGUGAAUCACAUUCUCCUUGUUGAUCUGAAGUCUGGGUCAUGUACUCAUGAACUACGUGGUCACUCAAGUUCAACUCUAACCUGCAGAUGGUCACCAAGAGAGGAAUACCUGCUUGCAACAGGUAGUUGCGACAAUAAGGUGCUCUUAUGGGAUGUUCGUGCUGCGAAGUGUUGUCUCAAAUCUUUGGACCAGCAUAAUGGUAAAGGAAGGUCAGUCAGUGAAGCCACAAAUACUGCCCAUGAUGGUUAUGUGAAUGGUUUGUGCUUCACCCAUGAUGGAUUGUUUCUUCUUUCAUAUGGGACAGAUCACAGGUUGAGGUUGUGGAGCACAUACAGUGGACAUAAUGAAAUGGUUAAUUAUGGGAAGAUACCGAAUGACACAAAAAAGUGCAUGCAGUUUGACAUCACUGUCAGCUCUGACCCAAAAUUGGUUUAUGUGCCAUCAGAAGGUAACAUCUUUAUGUAUGAGAUUCAGUCGGGUGUUAAAGUGAACACACUUCUAGGACAUUACAAUUGCGUUAACAGUUGUAUCUAUCAUCCGUUUUACCAUGAGCUGUACAGUGCUGGUAAUGACAGAAACGUCCUCAUAUGGACUGCAGAUCACUGUCAGGGAGCAGUGUAUGAAGAACAUUUAAAGUCACAGAACCAAAAGAAAGAACCAUUUGAAAGGAGAACGCUGCUUGUUAGAAGAAAUGUGAUGGCUGAUACAUGGAGUAGUGAUGAAGAGGGCUGA
Cryptotermes secundus is the source of this 1224-nucleotide messenger RNA. Its product is annotated as DNA excision repair protein ERCC-8. Gene Ontology annotation, cellular component: Cul4A-RING E3 ubiquitin ligase complex; nucleotide-excision repair complex. The coding region runs from base 1 to 1224 and encodes 407 amino acids. The record is from RefSeq and is a predicted model, not a curated record. Gene Ontology annotation, molecular function: protein binding. Lineage: Eukaryota; Metazoa; Arthropoda; Insecta; Blattodea; Kalotermitidae. Gene Ontology annotation, biological process: protein polyubiquitination; proteasome-mediated ubiquitin-dependent protein catabolic process; transcription-coupled nucleotide-excision repair. The transcript has a single exon.